UCACUCUUUUAAGGCGCUUCGUCGUUGCUACAUGCAAGGCUUAAGAACCUCUCACUCUCUUGUUCGACGGCUAGUCCGUAUCGUCGUCAGUGCGGUUUAUUUUGGUGAACAUCGAAGUCAGAUUGUGUUGUGAUUUAUCUAAUUAUAAAAUCGUCAAAUAAAGUUGAACAAAACGUCAAAUGAUGCAACGAAAGCCAGUCAACAGAAAAAUGAGAGUGAACAUUCGAUCGAAACAAAUAGCUUCAAGUCAGUUUUAAAUGUCUUACUAUGUCAACGGUACAGUUUGUUGUUCUUUUGUUUUUCUAUUUUACUAUUUUGCUGAUUGAUUGAACGCAUUUAUAUUUUUGCUAUUUUUAGAAUUAAAAAUUUUCAAGAAAUUAUCAUUAUAAAAAGAAAACGUGCAAUUUGAGGUGAAAGUGUCAAAGUGAAAAGAAAUUACAAAAGCAAAAUGCCAACCACUUGUCAAAUUAAUUUUGAAAACAAUCCACAAAAAGUGGUUUAUUCGGGCGAAAAUGUUCAUGGAACCGUGCAAUUGAAUUUGGCAGAAGAAGUAAAUGUUCGCGGCAUUUAUAUUCAUUUAUAUGGAGGAGCGUACACACAUUGGCGUGAACGAUUCAAAUUCUACAAAACACAUACUGGCAACGAAGACUACUUAAAUCAACGAACAUAUUUUGCGGGUGGAACAAACGGAGAGGUUCGAUUGACGCGUGGUGUAUAUAACUACGAUUUUGAAUGUAAGCUGCCAUCUGACUUGCCAACAUCGUUAGAAGGCAAAUUUGGAUACAUCCGGUACACUGCUCUUGUGGUGAUCGACAACAAAAGAUCGCCCGAAAAAACAUUCAGAGAACCGUUCACAGUCAUACGGGAAAUCGACUUAAAUAACAAUCUAGGGCUACGGAGUCGAAUAAUCAUCGAUAGUAGAAAACCGUAUCGUCGAUCGAUACUAUUGUUUUGCUGGUGUCCCGAUGCCAUCAAAAUCCUCGUUCGAACAACGGUUGGCGGUUACGCUCCCGGACAAAUGAUCAAUUUGGACAUGAUUGUAGACAAUCAAUCAGCUGUACCAAUUUCAAAGUUUACGGUGCAUUUACUCAAACAAGUCACCUACUUUAAAACACCCAAUUCAAAGUAUUCGACAAAUGAAAUUCGACGAAUUGAAACAUCAACUAUAAAUAAACAGGAUGCAUGCGGAAUCGACAGAUAUAUGAACAAAAUAAUUCUUGUAAAUCUUGAAGUGCCGCCGUCUCCUCCGACUGAUUUCUCAAGCAGCAUCAUUUCAGUCGAACAUUUGAUUCGCAUUAUCGGUGUAACGCCAUGUUGUCGGAAAAAUGUUCGUAUUGAUAUCCCAAUCAUCAUCGGCACAUCUCCAAUACGGGAAAACAUAAAGGCAGACGUAGCCAAACAAAAUAUGACCUCAUUUGCACAUUCAAAUCGAAAUGGUGCAUCCACUUCAUUUGCAAUUAACGAUACACCAAUAUACGAAGACGAAACCCAUCAAGGAAAAGGAAAAGGUGGCAAAAAUGCAUUUCGACCGAAAUAUCCAGUGUUUAAGAGCGCUACAUUUUAUUCCAGUAGGAGCUCGCCGCAGUAAUGAAAGCGAAUUAUUUUUAAAAUUACCGAGAAAAAAAUGAAGAAAAAAGUAAUCCGAAAUAAAUGAAUGAAAAA
Messenger RNA from Sitodiplosis mosellana (orange wheat blossom midge), 1662 nucleotides. RefSeq names its product arrestin domain-containing protein 17-like. The transcript is spliced from 7 exons. The record is from RefSeq and is a predicted model, not a curated record. Gene Ontology annotation, biological process: protein transport. Bases 449 to 1588 code for a protein of 379 amino acids. Gene Ontology annotation, cellular component: cytoplasm. Lineage: Eukaryota; Metazoa; Arthropoda; Insecta; Diptera; Cecidomyiidae.